Molecule: messenger RNA, 1195 nt
Organism: Schistosoma margrebowiei
Lineage: Eukaryota; Metazoa; Platyhelminthes; Trematoda; Strigeidida; Schistosomatidae
Source: the annotation of a GenBank genome assembly
CAAAUUAAAAGAUUCAGUUUGAUCAUCAUCUUGUUAUUUUAUACAUUGGAUAAUAUAUAUAUGUAUAUGAAUAAAUAAUGAAAAAAACUACACUUUGGUUUAAUGAUUGGUUGGAUCGACAAAUAUUUCUUAUUUGGACAUUAGAAUGGAUGAUAGCUACUAUAACAUUAUAUAUCAUUAUAAUGGCAACUCGAGAUAUAAUUGGACCAAUUGCUUUAUUAUUUGAAUCAUUAGAGAAUUUAUUUCGUGGUAUUGUUAAAGCUGUAGAUGAACAAUAUACAAAAUCAAAUGUUGAUUUUACUGGUGAACAACCUCAAUUUUUAUUUCGAUUACUUCGAGGACCAUUACCGACUAUCAUUUUUAUACAUUUAACAAUAAUCUUGAUGAAUGCAAUUUGUAUUCUAUUUGGAUUACUUUUUCGUGCAGAAUAUUUUGUGAAAUGUAAUAUGUUCAUAUUAAUUUCCCUUUUAAUUGCGGAUGCGGCUGUAUUUUUAACAUGGAUUUAUAAAGAUCCUAAAACAACUGUAGGGAUGUUUUUAGAUGAAUUACAAAGGGUUCAAAUUCAAUAUUUAGGUGCUGAAACAAAUAAUUUUCCAACAUUAUUGUUCAAUUAUGUUCAUCAACAUUUUCAUUGUUGCGGUAUGAAUGACUACACUGAAUGGUUAAAUUCUACUAUAAAAUGGAAAAGAAUGGUAACUUAUGAUAAUAUAACGUAUGAAAUUAAAAUACCGAUUAGUUGUUGUCCAAACCUUACCAAUGAUCGAUUACCGGAUUGUGCACGAUUAAACUCAAAUUAUCCACCUUUUAUUCAGGGUUGCGGUGAAAUACUAACAUAUAAUCCAAUAUUUGAUACUACAAGUAUUUCUGAGAGAUUUUAUAUACUGGUAUACUUUGUCGCCCAUAUUAUUACAAUUAGUUUAUACGUUGUCAAGACUACUUUAUUAAAACAAAAAAGUGAAAUAUUAUUCCUUUAUCAUGAAGGAAAACUUCAAACAACUAAUGAAAAUGAAACUUAUUUAAACAAUAAUAAUAAAACUUUGGAUGAUGAUGAUAAUAUAAUCAAUACUGUAAAUGAACAAUCCAUUGCCACGAAUACUGUUAGAGGAUUCGGUUAUAACUUUGUUAAACCUCAUAAAAAUGACAGUCAUUUCUAUUGAUUAAAUUGGCAUAAAUCAACAUAGAAACAUAAAAGAAC